AUGACUGAUCUAACGUUCUGUGGAAAAGUGAUUGCAUUGUUGAUUUCGUACCACUGCUUGAUAGUCUUCGUCCGUGCAGUAGAUCCACCGACAUGUGAUUCAUCGUACGGAUGCGUUUCUUCCAUCCGCCAGGAAGAUUGCGCCAAGGGAGAGAUACUGAUCUCUGGCGGUUCGCUGAAUGGUUGCUGCCCUGGUUGUCGUGGUGGCCGGACGUACCUAGCCGUGUGCAAUAUGAACAUUCCGGAUCGCCGCUGUGCACCCGGCCUAAAGUGCGCUGGGCGCAAGUGCAUCUUUGAUCGUUCCACCUGUCUGCAUACGAUGCAUCUAGAUCGAGAUUUAGUCGGUUGGAUCCCAAAGUGCAAUCUGGACGGUACGUACGCGGUUAAGCAAUGCCGGGGAGAUCGACUAUCAGGACGUUGCUUCUGCUACAGUGAGGACGGGAAGCGUAUCUUUGGAUGGGAUUGGUACCGGAACACCGAGCGUAUGACUUGCGCCUGCAGUAGACGGCGUGACAAGCUGGAGAAAGAGGGUCGUUUCGAUGUUACACUACACUGCACACAGAAUGGCAACUACGAGGAGCUCCAAUGUGAUUCCGGGCUAUGCUGGUGUGCGGAUGAGUUCACUGGAAAUGUCCAGCUCGGCACGACCGUAGUGCAUGAGAGUUUGUGGCAGUUGCUGCCUUGCUAUAACAGUACCCUGCACGGAGAGUCGUACCUGCGCCAGUGCGAAAGUGCUGCCCAGGCGCAGAAAAUGAUCCUCAAGAAGUUCUACACGCGCGGUACCGUUGGUGUUACCUUCAAUGAGAUUCCGUGCGACUACGACGGUGCUUACGGUCGGUACAAGGUUGAAAAUGGAGUUGUCUACUGCACUUGGCGUGACGGAAAGAAGAUUGGAUCGUUUCAGAUACGCUCCAGUAUGCUGUCGUCGGUGAACUGCUAUUGUGCACGCGAUACGAUCAUCUACCGGGAGGCGGGUAUACCGUUUACGCUGGCCUGCGGUGGCAACGGGAACUACGAGUACUCUCAGGAUCAAAAUGGCCAACUGUUUUGCGUAGACAGCGAUGGGUUCGUGGUAACGACGGAGGUCGCACCGAAUGAAUCAUGCGAUAAAUUCAUCUACAACUCCGCUUUCUACGACGAGGACUGA
This is a messenger RNA of Anopheles marshallii, 1146 nucleotides long. RefSeq lists its product as uncharacterized. Gene Ontology annotation, cellular component: basement membrane. Bases 1 to 1146 code for a protein of 381 amino acids. Gene Ontology annotation, biological process: cell-matrix adhesion. Lineage: Eukaryota; Metazoa; Arthropoda; Insecta; Diptera; Culicidae. The transcript is spliced from 6 exons. The record is from RefSeq and is a predicted model, not a curated record.